UACAAGUUAUGUAACCAUUGCCAACACUUGAAUACCUUUUUCAUAACGUAAACAAAUAUAAGAAAAAGCAAACAAACCUUACAUAACAAUAACUCUUCUCCGAAUUAAACUCCUAAAUUCAAUCUUCCAAUUCUUCAUCUAACCUCAUAUCCCAUCAAAAUCUUGUCAUAAAGAUCAAAACAUUUUUUAUUCAUCCUGUUUUUCUUUUAUCAUUUCUACCUUCACAACACCAUGUGAUCCGCCGCUAAAAUCCGUCGCUAAAUCGCAGUUUUCUAAUAGUGAAGCUUCUUUACCCGUUUGUUGAUCAGAUCCAAAAAAAAUAUAUAUAAUGAGUCGGUUUUUCACGGUCGGGUUAAUUACAGCAUGGUAUUCAUCAAACAUUGGUGUAAUAUUAUUAAACAAGUAUUUACUAAGCAAUUAUGGAUUCAGAUACCCAAUAUUUCUGACAUUAUGUCACAUGAUGGCAUGUUCGUUAUUUGGUUAUAUUUCUAUUUGUUGGUUAAAGAUUGUUCCCUUACAAACUAUAAAGUCUAAAGUUCAGCUUCUGAAAAUUUCUGGUCUUGGGAUUAUUUUUUGUUUGUCGGUUGUUACUGGUAAUGUUUCUCUGAAGUAUCUGCCGGUGUCGUUUAAUCAAGCUAUUGGGGCUACUACUCCGUUUUUUACUGCCGUUUUUGCUUAUUUUAUUACUUUCAAGAAGGAAGGUUGGCUCACUUAUCUCACUCUUGUUCCUGUUGUCACUGGUGUUGUCAUUGCUAGUGGGGGAGAACCAAGUUUUCAUCUGUUUGGAUUCAUAAUGUGUAUUGGUGCAACAGCGGCUCGUGCACUCAAAUCAGUGCUUCAAGGAAUUUUGCUAUCCUCCGAAGGGGAGAAACUUCACUCAAUGAACCUAUUAAUGUACAUGGCUCCUGUUGCAGUUGCAUUUCUUCUUCCUAUAGUGAUAAUUACAGAAAGAGAUGUGAUUGGGAUCACAAUUGCACUUGCUAGAGAUGAUAAGAAAUUCAUCUUAUAUCUUACCUUUAAUUCUGCUCUUGCUUAUUUUGUUAAUUUGGCUAAUUUCUUGGUCACCAAACACACCAGCGCCUUGACACUUCAGGUUUUGGGAAAUGCAAAAGGCGCAGUUGCAGUGGUUAUCUCUAUUCUGUUAUUCAGAAAUCCGGUAUCAAUUACCGGAAUGUUCGGAUACUCGAUAACCGUUAUGGGAGUCAUUCUCUACAGUGAAGCCAAAAAAAGGAGCAAAUGAGGAUUAACAGUAAACAGAUGUGCAAUCCAUUUUCCCUUUCAUCUCUCCAUCUGUCAAACUUUUCAGCUCGUCAAGGAAUUGGAAGCAAGUUCAAUUUUGCACUCAGUUGAAGACUUAUAGAAACCUAUAGUUUUUGUAUUUUUCCCCUUAAAUUAUCAAUCACAAUUUUGAUUCAGAUUUAUUCAAGAGGAAUAGUUCUUUAUUGAUAGAAAAUUCAAAGAUGAUUAGAUCUUUUACAUCAA
Messenger RNA from Mercurialis annua (annual mercury), 1482 nucleotides. Its product is annotated as probable sugar phosphate/phosphate translocator At3g11320. The coding region runs from base 329 to 1240 and encodes 303 amino acids. Gene Ontology annotation, cellular component: Golgi apparatus. NCBI's taxonomy places the organism in Eukaryota, Viridiplantae, Streptophyta, Magnoliopsida, Malpighiales, Euphorbiaceae. The record is from RefSeq and is a predicted model, not a curated record. Gene Ontology annotation, molecular function: antiporter activity. The transcript is spliced from 4 exons.